Molecule: messenger RNA, 2742 nt
Organism: Phymastichus coffea
Lineage: Eukaryota; Metazoa; Arthropoda; Insecta; Hymenoptera; Eulophidae
Product: aladin
Exons: 6
Coding region: 919-2526 (535 amino acids)
Biological process (GO): nucleocytoplasmic transport
Cellular component (GO): nuclear pore
Molecular function (GO): protein binding
Source: RefSeq, a predicted model, not a curated record
UUCAGCUCCUUGCAUCAAUGAAAAUUCUACCGUGUCCACGUUUCUAAUUUUCGUAUAGCUUCAAAUGAACUGACUCUGAUAGUGUCGACUACAUUCACGUCUAAUUGGCCGUAAAAUUCAGAAAUAAUUUAAAUUUAACGGUUUAACGCAAUACACUUGUAUUUAGUAAAACAAUAUCAUAUCGCCGCACGCGCGCGUGUGUGCACUGGAAUUACUACUGAUUAGUGGAUGAAUAAACGAUGCUAACGUCGUCGCGAAUCGCGCGCCUCGAAGUGAAAUCAGCAAAUGUCGAUGAAAUUCACAAAACGGCUACAGAAUUACGUCGCCUAGCAUCGCGUACGAUUCCAAGUAGAGCCCAUAGGCUAUAGCUACAGCUGGCAUCCACGAAGGUGACCUCUUAUCUGCGGCACGCAAAAAACAAUCAAGAGUAUACGGCAUUGUUACUUGAAAAUUAUCGUAUUAACGGACAUACCAAUACGAGGUCGAUUUGCGCGAACACCUUUCAAAUGAAAAUAAAAACAUUUUUAUAGAAUAUAUAAAAUUUUAAAUAAGACAAUGCACCAAUGUUAGAAGGGGAUGCGAUUAAUUACUUUUUACGGUACCUGGAAUAUUAAGAUGUUGAAAUCCGUAAUUACACGUGCGUACUGGUUAUAUUGUCAUAUAAAAUAAACAAACUUACAAUUGCGGUUGAACGAAGUUUUUGCUGCAUCGCUAUAAGGAAGUAUUUAAAUACACUUUUAUUCGACAAAUUUUGAACAAGUAUUAUUCUGUUUUACCGUCCAUCGUGAAAGGGGUUGGCAGUGCUGCUCUCUAUUGCCAGUUCGAAUGACGAACUCCACGAGUAAAAACAGCGCCGGGCGCGCGCAGAUUGGAGCAACCUGUCUGAUUGUGAUUUUGUUGAAAAUAUAAAGAAUAAAAAUGUUGAAACUACUGUCGCUGAGGGACUUUGAAAGUCCGCCGUGGAAUGAAUUGGCUACAGCCAGUUUUAUUAAUAAUGCUGCAUUAUAUUCUGCACCGAACGACAUAGAGAAAGAAUCACAACCUCACUUUAAUCAUCUACGUGACUUCCCGGCAAUUUGCAUCACACCUGAUAUGCUAGCUACCAGGGAGACACAUCGAACAAUUGGAGCUAGAGAUUUAUUUUUGCCAGUUCAAGAUAGUGCUUUCAAGAAAAUUGUGAGUAUCUGGAGGGAAAAAGGCGUUCUCGAGGCCAUUCGGACUGCUGCUGGUGAGAAUCCUAGCGAAAUUACACUUCCUGUCCAUUGGCUGGCUGCCAGAAUAACACAAAUACUAGAUGUGAUAGAAAGAGGAAGUUUUUGGAGUAGUGUCCUACCGCCAACCGGCUCUGGCUCUAUUGUUGAUGUAGUUUUUACUAGGGAUUGGUUGAUAGCACUGGUGAGAUGCAUAGCUUGGCAUCCACACUGCAUUAGAAUAGCAGUUGCAACGAGAGAUGAUCGAAUUAGGAUAUUUUCAACUGGUAAUAUUGGUACAGCUACUUUAAGACACAGUGGACAAAAGUCAGUUUGUUGUAUGAGUUGGAGACCACAUGCUGGUAGAGAAUUAGCUGCUGCUUGUCAAAAUGGAGUAUUAAUAUGGACAGUGGAACUGGGAGCAGCUAGCAAUUCAUUGAGCCAUGCAUUUAUGUUGAAAUAUAGAAAUCAUGCACCUGUUACAAGUGUUUCCUGGGGUCCACAAGGGGAUAUUUUAGUUUCUUGCUCAUUAACAGACAUGAACAUGAUCAUCUGGGAUGUUGCAAAAGAAAGUGGAGUUCCUUUGAAAAGGGUUGGAGGAGGUGGUUUAUGCUUUACUCGAUGGUCAUCUUGUGGAUCAAGACUAUUAGCUACAACUUGCAGAAAAGUCUUUAGAGUGUGGAAUACUGGUGUCGGCACACCAUGGACUACCGAGAGGUGGACGGUUCCAAGUGGACGUGUUGCCGCAGCAUGUUUCGGACCAAACUUGACGCUUUUGUUCACGUCGACAGAAGAUCCAGCUAUGGUAUUUUCUCUACCCUUGCAGGAGCAGAUUUUCGAUGUAAAAAAAAGCGGCACAUUGAACGAUACAAAAGUUGCUGCCCCUUUAAUUGACUUGAGUAGAGUAACGUUUAGUUCCGAUGAAGGCGAUCUGGAUUAUACCGUUGGUGGACGAGUCGUAUCUAUGGAUUGGGACUCUGUAGGCAAAUAUUUAGCUAUCAUGUUUCAAGAUAGUCCAAUGGUCGCUAUCUUUAAAACAAAAGUAGGUUCCAUAUCAAGAAUAACCGAGGUCAAGCCUUUAUGCCUGGUAAAAGGCUUCCCUGGCGAAGUACCUAGUUGCAUUCAAUUCUACCCGAACUACCAACGAAACAACGACGUCAGCAUUCUAACGAUCGCUUGGAACAGUGGUUCGGUUCGACACUUUCCGAUCGUCGACGAAGUUAACGGGGAAAUGCAAACGGACACAUGCAAAGCUGCGGCUAUCUUAUCGAAUACUUUCACUUACAACGACGAUCUGCAAGCAUCACUCUACAGUAGUUUUAGCUUGAUUCAAUAACUUAUCAGUCUGAGGACGAGAUUAUAAAUCUGUUGGACUGUUGACAGUAUCGUGGCAACAAUAUUGAAGUCUGUUAUGGUUAUUUAAGUUAUUUAUUCCGCAGUGCUAUAUAUUAUAAAGAAACGAUUUAUUCCUUGUGAACUAUUAAUCAAAAAGCUAUUUUUUUUUGUAAUAAAAUCGUUAAUUUCUCUCGAUGAGAGUAAAAAUACGAAAGAA